AUGAAUAAGACCAUCGGAGGUCGUACUACCACUGGCAAGUCUCUAUUCCUCAAACGUAUUUCGCAGAACUGCCAUUGUGGUACUGUACAACGCUUCGGUGAUCACUCGCAAUUCUUUCUACAAGACCUCGUUGCCAAGGCCCUAAAUCUAAUGGAAGAUCCCCGCAUCACCAUACAAACUGUUAACGAUUUUAAAGAAUUACUCGGCGGUAGUCCAUUCGAUAUACACGUCAAACAUUCACCUGAUGUUACGCCCCUACGCCUACCUGUUUUAAUUUCAACCAAUCACAGUCUAGGCACCUAUAUCAACUCCGUCGACGCUGCCGCUAUAUAUGAACGCCGCCACACAUUCAAAUUCACUGUUCGUGUCGGCUCACCUGAACUGCGUAAACCAGGGUAA
Dicrocoelium dendriticum is the source of this 399-nucleotide messenger RNA. The record is from the annotation of a GenBank genome assembly. Lineage: Eukaryota; Metazoa; Platyhelminthes; Trematoda; Plagiorchiida; Dicrocoeliidae.